AUAUAUACAUUUUUUUUUCUUUUUGCUUAAUGUCGGUCUCCCCUUACUGCUGGAAGCCAGAUGUCAAAUUUUCAGACGGCUACUAAUUGUUACCGGCGGGCGGUGACAUUUUAAGGGGCGCUUGCUAUUUUUGCAAAGUGUUUUUUGUGCAAAAAGAUACCGCUCUUAUAAAAAUUCUUCCACUGCAACAGAUCCUCGCUAACAUGUUGAGGAAACUGCUGUCGUGCUUUUUCCUGUACUGUCUAUGUGUUGAGACCCCGCCGACAGUGUUGGCCGGGUCAGCGCCCAGCGCUGCUAAAACUUUGGUGUGGGGACCUGGACUGGAGGCAAAUAUUGUGCUUCCGGCCCGUUUCUUCUUCAUACAAGCGGUGGACAGCGGUGGGAGAAACUUUACAUCAUCCCCCGGUGAGAAUACCUUUGAGGUGAAAAUUGUCGUUCCGGGUGAACCGUUCUCUCGGAUCUGGGUUCAGGUUCUGGACCGUAGAGAUGGGUCCUUCCUGGUACGCUACAGAAUGUAUGCCAGCUACCCUUCCCUGCACAUCGAGGUCCUCCUCAAGGGAAAACACGUGGCCAAGUCCCCUUUUAUUCUCAAAGGGCCUGUGUAUCACGAGGGUUGUGACUGUCCCGAGUUGAGUGGGGAUGUGUGGCAGGAACACAUGCACUGCCCCUCCUCCAUCCCCCAAAUCCUGCGGGACCUGGCCCUCUUCCCCACCGUGGACCCUGACCGCAAUGCCCAGGACGUCCCACGCCGCUUCGGACAGAGGCAGAGUCUCUGCCACUACACCAUAAAAGAUAAUAAGGUCUACAUCAAAACCCAUGGAGAGCAUGUGGGCUUCAGAAUUUUCAUGGACGCCUUCUUGCUCUCUCUCACCAGGAAAGUGAAGCUGCCGGAUGUGGAAUUUUUUGUGAACCUUGGGGACUGGCCCCUGGAAAAGAGGAGGCCCCCGGAGACAGUGCACCCCAUCUUUUCCUGGUGUGGCUCCAACGACACACGUGACAUUGUCAUGCCAACCUACGACCUCACAGAGUCUGUGCUGGAGACAAUGGGCAGGGUGAGCCUGGACAUGAUGUCGGUGCAGGCGAACACGGGCCCCCCCUGGGAGGAGAAGAACACCACGGCCUUCUGGAGGGGGAGGGACAGCCGGAAGGAGCGGCUGGAGCUUGUCAAGCUGGGCCGGGCGCACCCGGACCUCAUCGACGCCGCCUUCACCAACUUCUUCUUCUUCAAGCACGACGAGAGCCUCUACGGGCCACUGGUCAAGCAUGUCUCCUUUUUCGACUUCUUCAAGUUCAAAUACCAGAUCAAUGUUGAUGGCACAGUUGCGGCCUACAGGCUGCCGUACCUGCUGGCUGGGGACAGCGUGGUCCUGAAGCAGGACUCGUUGUAUUACGAGCACUUCUACAGUGACCUCAAACCCUGGGAGCACUACAUCCCCUUCAAGAGCGACCUCAGCGACCUUCUGGAGAAGAUCCGCUGGGCCAGAGAUCAUGAUGAGGAGGUGAGGAGAAUAGCCAAGUCCGGCCAGGAGUUUGCACGAGCACAUCUCAUGGGGGACAAUAUAUUCUGCUACUACUAUAAACUUUUCCAGGAAUACUCUACACGCCAAGUUAGUGAACCGAAGGUUCGAGAGGGAAUGGAGCCGGUAGAACAGCCAAAAGAUGACCUUUUCCCAUGCUUCUGUCAGAGGAGGGAGGCCAAGGACGAACUUUAAUUGGCAGAUAUCCC
This is a messenger RNA of Megalops cyprinoides (Indo-Pacific tarpon), 1726 nucleotides long. It is a transcript of the gene poglut2, whose product is annotated as protein O-glucosyltransferase 2. Lineage: Eukaryota; Metazoa; Chordata; Actinopteri; Elopiformes; Megalopidae. The record is from RefSeq and is a predicted model, not a curated record. Gene Ontology annotation, cellular component: endomembrane system. Gene Ontology annotation, molecular function: glucosyltransferase activity; protein binding. The coding region runs from base 204 to 1712 and encodes 502 amino acids. The transcript is spliced from 10 exons.